Megachile rotundata (alfalfa leafcutting bee) is the source of this 5274-nucleotide messenger RNA. It is a transcript of the gene Pka-C1, whose product is annotated as Protein kinase, cAMP-dependent, catalytic subunit 1. Gene Ontology annotation, biological process: protein phosphorylation. Lineage: Eukaryota; Metazoa; Arthropoda; Insecta; Hymenoptera; Megachilidae. The record is from RefSeq and is a predicted model, not a curated record. Gene Ontology annotation, cellular component: cAMP-dependent protein kinase complex; cytosol; nucleus. Gene Ontology annotation, molecular function: cAMP-dependent protein kinase activity; ATP binding.
UUUGUAAAAAACGACGGUUUUUGAAAAUACUUUUUAGCCAAUAAGUUUCUGAAGUUCUGAAUACUACAAAAAUAUUUUAAGAUCUAAUAUGAAAACCUUGACGACGUUGAAGGAAAUAACACGAUAAUUUGAAUUCAAAGUACAUGAACGCUUUCGUCCGGUGGCAGCACCUGCCGAGGACACCGUUCGACGAUUCUGUGCUACAUCUGUCGGCGGUAAGUUGAAGCAAGAGCCGUUUGGUGCAGUACAGUAGCUCUCUCGCUUCGUGGAGCGGCACUUCGUCAUUUUCGCAUCCGUGCGAAAUCCCAAACGAACUCGCGAGCGGAGAGAGCCGCGUCGCCAUCUUUAGGAACGGUACCGACUGUCUCCGCUACCCGCCGCCUGCUUCGGUUUUAACAGCUUCAAAAGUCAAUCCGCGAAUACGGUAAAACAUUUAGUGUGUUCAGUGCGAGGUACCGCGUACAUUGUUUCUUGUCGUGCGAAGACGCAAUGCACGAUUGUUCGCGAUGUUCAUUUAACACGUCCAAGUCGAAAGUUUAGUGUGGUGAGUGCCGUGUACGGUACAGCAGACGACAGUUUCGCUAGCUGUCCGAAGGGUUGAGAGCGAUCGAACACCGACAUUCUCUCGCCCUUCUCCGAAACCAUCAUCCACCGAUCAGUGUUUCAGUGUGUCGAACGGAAUACGUUAACGGGAGUGCGUACGAGUUCAAGUAGAAAUAAAAAGAGAAGGAUAAGAAAAGGAAAGAAAGACUGAGACGGCUCUAGUGGACGGCAACGACGGGCUAGUACAAUUGACAGGGAAGAUGGCGCGAGGUGCGGACGAGAAUUAAUGCUGACCCAUUUUUCCGCGCGAAAUCGCUUUUGUCGUGCGAUCAAGGGACCACCUAAACAUUCGAUCAGUUGGUUCCUGUUACGUGAACCUAUCUGAAAACGAAAUUAAAAGAGAAACGAAAGAGGUAAUCUAACGUACGGUGCGCGUGUGUGCCCCGUUCUCGCGUAAGUGUUAGUGCCCUCUUGCAGAGUGUGUAUAUAGGUCCCUCGUAGGGCUAACAUUGACAGAUUGUAGGUCAUCAGAGAAAGAUCAAAGUACACAUACGUAGAACACGUAGCAAAAAUUCUGAGGAGGCCGGAGUUCGGCGGGGCCUCAGGCUCGGCUACGGUACAGGAUAAACGAAAACGAAGACGCAGUCUUCUGGAACUUCUUGAGCUGCGUAGAGCCCUGGCCGGCUCGGGUACCAGCGCGGCUGCUAAGAUGGGCAACAAUGCCGCAACCGCGAACAAAAAGGUUGACGCUGCCGAGAGCGUCAAGGAGUUUCUUGACAAGGCGAAGAAAGAGUUCGAGGACAAGUGGAAGAAGAACCCGACGAACACGGCUGGUCUCGAUGACUUCGAACGGAUCAAGACCCUGGGCACCGGCUCGUUCGGUCGUGUCAUGAUAGUUCAACACAAACCGACCAAAGAAUAUUACGCCAUGAAGAUCCUCGACAAACAGAAAGUCGUGAAACUUAAGCAGGUCGAGCACACGCUGAACGAGAAAAGGAUACUGCAAGCGAUCAGCUUCCCGUUUCUGGUCUCGUUGCGGUUUCACUUCAAGGAUAACUCGUACCUUUACAUGGUUCUCGAAUACGUGCCAGGAGGUGAGAUGUUUAGUCAUCUGAGAAAGGUUGGUCGUUUCUCUGAACCUCACUCGCGCUUUUACGCGGCACAAAUCGUACUAGCGUUCGAAUACCUCCACUACCUCGACUUAAUCUAUAGGGACCUGAAACCGGAGAAUCUGUUGAUCGAUUCCCAGGGUUACCUGAAAGUUACCGAUUUCGGUUUCGCCAAGAGGGUACAGGGCAGAACAUGGACCUUAUGCGGCACACCUGAAUACCUGGCACCGGAGAUAAUUCUCAGCAAAGGUUAUAAUAAGGCUGUUGAUUGGUGGGCGCUAGGCGUGCUAGUUUACGAGAUGGCCGCCGGUUAUCCGCCAUUUUUCGCUGAUCAACCGAUACAGAUCUACGAGAAAAUCGUGAACGGUAAACCACGGUUUCCUUCUCAUUUCGGUUCCGACUUGAAAGACUUGCUGCGUAAUUUAUUGCAAGUCGACUUGACCAAGAGGUACGGCAAUCUGAAGGCCGGCGUGAACGAUAUCAAGGGUCACAAGUGGUUCGCCAGUACCGAUUGGAUAGCAGUCUUCCAAAAGAAAAUAGAAGCGCCGUUUAUACCGAAGUGCAAAGGUCCUGGAGACACGAGCAACUUCGACGACUACGAGGAGGAGACGCUCAGGAUUUCGUUGACGGAGAAGUGCGCCAAGGAAUUCGCCGAAUUUUGAAGUUCCACUGAUGGUAGAGAAGAUGAUGGAUACACGUGUCGCGUAUUUAUUCAUACGCGAUGGUUCAACGCUUUGUAUUGAGCGAGAAAGAUAGACCGAAGUAAGAGGGAAUAUAUCUGAGAAAGAAUUAACGUAAGAAAGAAGAGUGUACGUAUGCAAGAGGAGGGAAGAGUGUGCGUGUGUGUGUGUAUGGGGUAAUAAGUUCUAUACGAGAAAGGACACAGAGUAUAUCGGGAGCUUAACAUGUAGUACAUGGCAGAAAGAUUACGGCGUCGCUGAAAGUAGGGAGAGAAAGACAGAUAUAUAAUAUAUUCAGAGAAACUACAUUUCGGUUGUUGGGCAUAAAUAUCGUACACACACACACAUACGGUCGUGUGCAACUUAGGCUUCUUUUAGUUAGAAAGAAGUUUCCCACCACCCGCCAUGUUAGUCCAUAUCCCUUAUGCGCGGAGUCUGGAGGUUCUAGGUUAGGCUCUCCUAGUUCUCCUGGUACUCCUUGGCUUUUCCUGAUACACCCCAACUUUCCUGAAUUCUCCUACCUCUCUCCGAGUUCUGGUGGUCCUCUGUGAGCUCUGUCGACUUUCUGGCCUUUUUGCCAUUCUUAGCUUUCCCUAGGAUCAUCCAGGAUUUUUCUUAGAUCGUUUAAAUUCUCUCUAGCUCUCCCUGGAUUUUCUGGGUUUCGCUCUCGGAUUCUUUCACUAUUCUCUCCUUGGAACUAUCCUCAGCUUCUCCGAGCCUUUUAAGAUUCUCCCUGGCUCUUCCUAGAAUCUCUCUGAAUUCUCUCUGGAUCCUCUCCAAAUUGAAGGCAAUUGGUGGGAGGCUCCUUCCUUCAUACUUAACCAAAAGAAGUCCACGCUGCACUCGAGUGUACAUACACCUAUCAAUACCACUUUUACAAGAGAAAAUUCGUUUUUUUUCUUUUUUUUUUCUAAAUCAAGUAACUGAUAUAUCGACGUGUUGAGAAUGACGAUAUUAAUAUAUACGUAUAUGUGUGUAUUCCCUAAAAAUGGCUUUAUCAUCCGGUUUAAAGGAGGAGGCGCGUGUAAAGUUUAGCUGUCGGCAAUUAUUAUUAAACGACCGAAAUUAUUUUGUACAUAAUAGCGUGUCGCCACACCUAUGUGAAUGUUCUAUACGGGCCCCUCUGCCUCUUUUUAGCACGUACGUUAUACAUAAAGAUUCAAGUCGGAAGAAGGAGAAAGAGAGAAAGAGGAGAGGGAGGAGUAGGAGGUAUUAUACACCAACUGAUCAAUUGUCUCAUGUCGUGCAUUGUUGUCUAUUUGUCGUACGAGCAUCUUCUUCAUUCUCGUUGAGAACAAUUUUGCCACCGAUAUCCGCGGAUCCGUAUAUUUAAAUAAAUAGCUAGUCGUCACACGAUUAUUACGCUGGAAUAAUAUUUAUAUACGACUCGUUUUUCUUUUUCUUUUUCAUCGAUCGUUCGCUGUGGACAACACCAGAGAGAAAGAGAGAGAGAGAGAGAGCGAGAGAAAGUGUGAGAGAGAAAGAUCUUUAUUAUAGUAUAUUGUGAAUCUUAUUUAAAAAAAAAAGAAAAAAGGAAAAAAAUACUCGUUAUAUACUGGCUGCAGAUGCUCGUUGUUGAAUUAUUGUACCUUAAGUAAAUGAUAGGAAGAAAGAAAUGGAGAGAAUGAGAGAGCGAGAGCGUAAAUAGGAGUAUUUAUGAAAAUACGAUCGACGGAGUACGAAGAAAAAUAUAAAAGGAUUCAUUUUUGGAACGUUUUUAAUAGAGGACCACCGGCGUUCGUACAUAGAUACAUUAGCCUGCACUUUUAGUACGGAAUGUAAACAUAUACGGACAAUCCUGAUCGUGCAAGGGGAACGGUGCGAGAAACAGGCCAAAAGGAGAAACGAAAUCUUUCUGUUGAAACGUACCGAUAUAAACACUGAGAUCGUGAGGGAACCGUUCGAACGAAAACAAAAACACUUACACAGAGACGAACAGUACAGCAACAGCAGCGGUAGCAGCAACAACGGAUAUCGCUGGAAACCCGUGUUAGUUCAAUUUUUCUUUUUCCAUAGCCAUUAUAUAACUAACAAUCCAUGGUUGCACGCUCGUCGAGAUUACUAUCAAACAAAUACACGCUGUAGCCUUCCUUAACACAUUCGAUCUCGCACGUACUUUUACGCUCGAGCGAUUUCGCUGUGUAAUAUUAUACGGUUGGGUCCGAGAGUGUUCAGGAAAAAGAUAAUGUACGGGAAGGAGACUUACGCCACUCGAUUUGAUACUCGAGAGUUACCACUCGUUAUGCUUGCUUUACAUGAAACAACUUAUUUUAGUGUUCAUUUCAGUCGAGUCAUUUAGUAAUGAAUGAGUGAUUUUCGAGUAUUAACACUGCUAUGGCGGUCAUGAAUGGUGCAGGUUCUUUCCCCUAUAUCACCUUCUUUCCUGAGGAAGGCUAACUCGACGCUUAGGCUUCCUUUCAUAAAAAGAUGUAGGAGAGGUCAUCUACUUUGUCCAUUUUUUUCUGUGCGAAGAUAGAAGGAACUUUAUGGUUUCGAUUUUGAGAGAAUAUUCUUCUGUCUUCGCACAUAAAAUGAGGAAUAUCGGUUAGGAUCCUCCGUUGCACUAAAUUAAAGGAAGCCUACAUAGAUAUCGCCCUCCUUAUAAUUCCAAUCGACACCAAACAGGGAUAUCUCUGAUUUGUGUGUGGUUGAAUUGUUGGCCAGUGAUCGUUAAGAGUACCAGUAAAGUUGAUUUAGAUGGCUUGGUCAUGGUUUCAGUGGACCAGCUGAUCGUCGAACGAGUGAAAGAAAAGGAAUGAACGAGAAAGAGAGUGAAAGGAGAGAGUGAAAGAGGGGGAUUACAUCUAUGGUUGCGGUAACACUGGUGGCCGACUACUGUGGUUUCCAUUUUCGUCCUCCUUCCAAAUCGGACAAGACUUAACGAUCGAAGUUGCAGCAGAAAGAAAAAGCUGAGCGAGUGGGAGAGAGAGAGAGAGAGAAAG